This is a messenger RNA of Diplodia corticola, 1818 nucleotides long. Its product is annotated as lon protease like peroxisomal. The record is from RefSeq and is a predicted model, not a curated record. Bases 1 to 1818 code for a protein of 605 amino acids. NCBI's taxonomy places the organism in Eukaryota, Fungi, Ascomycota, Dothideomycetes, Botryosphaeriales, Botryosphaeriaceae. The transcript is spliced from 3 exons.
AUGGAGGCCGCUGGCCUCGCGGUCGGUAUCGUACCACUUGUAAUCGAAGCCAUCAAGUCGUACAAAGCGGCUCGCAAACUGAUAAAAACGUAUCGCAGAUGCUCUGAAGAAAUUGACAAAUUCUACUUCCAGUUCGAGAUCCAACAGACCAAUUUCGAGAAUGAGUGCGACUUGUUGCUUCUAGACGACGACGAUUCACUGCGGAUACUCUUAUCUGGCGGGCGAGAAGAUCAGCGCCUCGUGGAAAACUACGAGAAUUGCGCUGGCAUUUUGAAACACAUUGCACACGCGCUGAGCGAGGUGCACCGGGAAAUGCAAUGCUUCAAGAUAUUGAAAAAAGAGAGACUCAAAAAAGACGAACCCCUUCGAGACACAUUCCGCCGAGUGUGUAAAAAGACGGAAUUUACAUUUCGGAAACCAGAGCUUGAGAAGCAGCUACGCGGUCUUAAGGACCUCAACGGAGAACUCUCACUGGUCCGAUCGUAUAUCGACGAGUUCCGAUCAAGGCAAACCAAGCGACCUGGAUAUCUGAACGUACCACAACAGGCACCUCGGCAGUACGCUAUGGUCCGCCACGCUGCUGGGACACUCCAUCGAGCACUCAUGACCUCCUGGGGCUGUGACAUGAGUAACCAUGCAGGUCACGAAGCAAUGCUCUGUCUUGAUGCAGAGCCACACGCCAACGAGAGAGUAUCCUUGGACAUGGCAAUCUCGUUUCAAGAUGUCUCAAAUGCAACACAAACAGUGCCAUACUGGCUCCAGAUCCAAUCCAGCGUUUCGACGAAGAAGUCGGAUGAUUCUCUGCAUGUGGAGGGCAACCUGCUGAAUGUACAUCUGAACAAUCUACUUCGACCUAAUCGUAAACGCUCGCGAGAUUCGUCCGAAAGCGCAGCUGAAGAAGCUCCGUUGUCAAGACGUGUCAUCCAAAAUAGCAGUUUCAGCAGCAAUGAGACCUGCACAGUCACACACGCAAGCCCGGUUCAGAUGCCUGUUACACCUUCCGCGCUUGUGGACCUGGCCAAAACCAACGACAUAUGCCGUCUGAUUGGCGAAACGCUCUGUAACUCGUCUCUUCAGUCAAACAGCCUCCGUUGUCUUGGAUACUUGAAAGUAGAAGAGGAGUGCCAACACCUUUUCUACUGUUCCGGUCCCUCGGCCAAAGGCGGCCGGCCGGUCGCGAGACCCUUACACGCGAAUAGCUCAUCAAUGGCAAAGGUCCUCUCAUCCAUGCCACACAACGAGGUGCGGCCAGACCAGCAGAUCAACAUUGCCCAUCGCUUGGCUGUCUCGCUGCUCCAGUACAAUUCGACCCCAUGGCUCGACGACGUGUGGCGAACCCAAGAUGUAUUCGUGCUGGGAGACAGCCCCGAUCUCUCCAACGCCGUCUUGUCGACACUGCACUUCAAGACAAGUAUGCCAGACAAGAUGGUAGCAGAUCAAGCGGUCCAAGCAGCGGACUCGACAAUCCAGGACACUGCAACCACAGCCGCGACAUCUGCAGACCCAGCAGACGAUCAACUCUCACUGUACCAUGGCGUUCGGAACGUGCCGCUCUUCAGUCUUGGAGUCGCGCUGCUUGAGAUCAGCCAACAGAAGCCAAUACUUUUCCAAGACGGAGAGGACCAGAUCGUUGCGGUGAGACGAAUGGCGAAGCAGUCCAUGAGGCUGGGUCCGCGCUACGGCGAGAUAGUGAGGAGGUGCCUAGAGUGCGAUUUUGGCCAGGGGAACGAUCUUGAAAAGUCUGAGCUACAGAGCGCCGUCCACCAGGAGGUAGUGUGCCCAUUGGAGGCUUUGAUGAAGCAACUUCGCCUGGACUAG